GUCAAGGGCCCUUAUCACAUGAUGCCUGAGUGCACUAUGAUUUUGGUUAAUAUAAACAAUGAAGGCUUUGAUUGCACUAGCUCUUGUAGCUCUAGCAGCUGCCAGGUUUGAAUAUACCCAAGAAUUCCAGGACUGGAAAGUCAAGUACAACAAGGCCUAUGAGACAAAGGAGACUGAGCUUGCACGUCAAGUCAUCUGGGAAUCAAACAAGAAGUUUGUAGAGAACCACAAUGCUAACUCUGACAAGUUUGGAUUCACUGUUGCCAUGAAUGAGUUUGCUGAUCUUGGUGCUGGUGAAUUUGCAAAUAUCUACAAUGGUAUAAUCCCUCAUCCUCCUUCCUACAACAAUACCAACACUUUCAAGAGAACUGUUAGGUCUACUUUUGCCUUAGCUGAUAGUGUAGACUGGCGCAAAAGUGGUGCAGUAACUGGAGUUAAGAAUCAAGGCAAGUGUGGAGCUUGCUGGGCAUUCUCAGCCACUGGUGCUCUGGAAGGACAGCAUUUCAUCAACACUGGUACCCUAAUCUCUCUCUCUGAGCAACAGCUCAUGGACUGCUCAAGCUCUUUUGGUAACAAUGGGUGUAAAGGUGGGCUGAUGGAUAAUGCAUUCAGAUAUCUUGAAACAGUUGCUGGUGAUAUGACAGAAGAAGCAUAUCCUUACUUGGCUGAGGUUGGAACUUGCCGUUAUAAUAGUUCCGAAGCAAAAGUUAAAAACACAGUUUACAAAGACAUUCCUGAAGGAGAUGAAGAUGCACUGCAAGAGGCCGUAGCUACAAUUGGACCUAUUUCUGUUUCCAUUAAUUCUGAACACUCAAGUUUUCAACUUUAUGAUCAAGGUGUGUAUUAUGAACCUACAUGCUCUUCAAGCAAGUUGGAUCAUGGUGUACUUGUUAUUGGAUAUGGUACUAGUGAUAAUAAUGACUACUGGCUUGUGAAGAACAGUUGGGGAACCAACUGGGGUAUGGAUGGUUACAUUAUGAUGAGUCGUAACAAAGAAAACAACUGUGGUAUUGCUACAAGGGCCUCUUACCCCACUGGUGUCAAUUAAUCUCUGAAUAAUAAUAUUUUUUAACAAUAAUUUUGUUUUUACUGUAAUUUUUACUGUAAGCUGUGUUGAUUUCAAUAACUAUUAAUUAACUAGA
Molecule: messenger RNA, 1142 nt
Organism: Amphimedon queenslandica
Lineage: Eukaryota; Metazoa; Porifera; Demospongiae; Haplosclerida; Niphatidae
Product: cathepsin L1-like
Exons: 7
Coding region: 59-1048 (329 amino acids)
Biological process (GO): proteolysis
Molecular function (GO): cysteine-type peptidase activity
Source: RefSeq, a predicted model, not a curated record